Messenger RNA from Fimicolochytrium jonesii, 1427 nucleotides. Its product is annotated as mitochondrial carrier domain-containing protein. Gene Ontology annotation, molecular function: L-ornithine transmembrane transporter activity. The transcript is spliced from 3 exons. The record is from RefSeq and is a predicted model, not a curated record. Gene Ontology annotation, biological process: mitochondrial L-ornithine transmembrane transport. NCBI's taxonomy places the organism in Eukaryota, Fungi, Chytridiomycota, Chytridiomycetes, Spizellomycetales, Powellomycetaceae. Bases 68 to 1342 code for a protein of 424 amino acids.
GCGCCGAAUUCCGUUGACCGACGACUCUCACCAUCCAACGCAUGCGAAGAUCGACGCCGAAGACUGCAUGUCCACACCGACAGCACCGGCAGCUCAUGCGACGACGUUUCAGCAACCGCAAACUGUAGCAGGGCAAGAUGCGGUUGCUCAAAACGACCAGGAAGCAACGGGUCCUCUCCCCGUAGCAGGCGUAAUGGCAGGCGUCGCCAAAUCAGUUGCUACGAAAAGCGCCUUCGCUGCCACAGCGAUGGGAAAAGGGCUUAUGAAAUGGUGGUUUCGCUUUCCCAUCAAGCUAUUUCGGCCGCAUACCAUAAACCCAUGGACAGUCGUAAACCAUAUGGCUGCAGCGCAUGGGCAAAAGGCUGGAGUCGCGUACAUGAGAGUGGUUGCCGCCGAGGAAGGGUUCGGCGUUCUGGGGAGGAAUAUCAUCCCUCUACUCUUGGCAAACGCAUGUGCGGGAGCAGUGCUCUUCAACGUCUACGCAUCGGCGACGUAUGCGCUGUCAAACCAAGAGGAAUCCACUACGUCUCUCUCCGCCGCAUUGGCUUUCGACCAUGCCCACCCGUUUAUCGCAGGCGCAAUGGCCGGUGCGAGCACAUCAAUCAUUUCAACACCCAUCGAUAAUGUGAAAGCACGGAUCACACCCGCAGAUAUCGUAGCGCAUCGUCACGAAGGGAUGUUGAAAUUUACUUAUCGAACAUGUCAAGCAGCGCUGAAGGAUGAUAAAACAUUCUGGGCGAAGUGCAGGCGACUAUACAAGGGGAUCGGAUUUCUGGCUCUCAAGGAUGCCGCUGGAUUCGGGCUAUUUUUCUUCUUCUUUGAAAACAUUCGACGGUUUGGGAAAGGUUUCGUCGCAGAUCGGUGGAAUCUUAACGAUGAAAGUGAGAGAGUCGCCACUUUGACUCCAUUAGAGCAGGCUGCUAAGCGCCGCUCAUGGGCUGUCACGAUCGCCAACGCAACGGCGGUCAUUUUCGCUGGUGCUACGGCCGGUGCUGCAUAUCAAGCCGUCAUAUACCCACUCGACAAUAUACCCACGGUGAUGGAGUCUGUUCGUGGAGCCGGACAACCGCAGGGCGCCCCGACACCGUCAUUGACAAAGGCCGCCACCGAAAGCAUUGCCCCGCUGCUUGAUGACGGAUUCCAUAGCGCCAAUGCGACGGGAGCAGCGCAACAAACGCGCUACCAGUGGAGCGAAGUGUGGCAGGUCGUGCGGCAGAAGGGGAUACGGCCGUUCUACGCGGGCAUCGCACCACAGCUGUUACGAGUGAUGCCGCCGUCCGCGUUGGGGCUUUUCGCCUACGAGGUUGCUAGUUCCCAAUUCUGGGACAAUGAUGAGACUUGAAGCAGAGGACCGGCCCCUAGUUUGUUCCCCCUGCGCAAAGGGGCUUGGGAUGAAACGGGCCGCGGAAGCCGUAUGACGACUGGCG